Molecule: messenger RNA, 5612 nt
Organism: Clarias gariepinus (North African catfish)
Lineage: Eukaryota; Metazoa; Chordata; Actinopteri; Siluriformes; Clariidae
Gene: sycp2
Product: synaptonemal complex protein 2
Exons: 47
Coding region: 298-5082 (1594 amino acids)
Source: RefSeq, a predicted model, not a curated record
UUGUCGUUAUAAGCUAACGAAGCUAGAAAACUUUAGCUAACGGUUAUCUGUUACACUCUUAAAGGAACAGUCAGAGUUUGGUUAGUAAAUAAUUAUUUUGACCUGGUCGAUCGCUUACUACAUAGAUAAUAGCUGUUCAGUGUUCAGGUGCUAAAAUAUAAUAAUUCACACACUCGAUGUGACUAACCUUUAGCUAGCUAGGUAAUAGGUGUAGACAAACGAGUUAUUCGUGCAGUGUUGCUCAUUCUGACACUACAGCAUAAUAUUGCAAGUAUUUCCAGGUAACGUCUGGAUGUGAUGGCGCCUCAUCAGGGGAUCACAUUCCAGGUGGAGGAACUGAUUGACCAGGCUUUGAAAUACGACUUCAGGGCUUUGGAGGAGUUUUUACUAAACGAGACCAGAGAGGGUAUUACUUCUAAAUGCUCCAAACAAUUCAUGUCAAAACUGGACAAAUUAAUUAACAGGGAACUGGAGCAGCAGAAUGUAAAGAAUGCCUCUGUGGUAUUUACCAUCUUUUACAAAUUGGGAAACACACUGGUCUUUCCGGGGGGUAGAGGUAUAUCGCUGAUGGUGUCCCAAGGACUUGUAAAAAAGAUGGUACAGUGGUUUGAGAAAGUCAGAAAGAUAUGGCUUGAAGCUGGACCAAGGAGGAACGAGCUGCUUAUAACCUUAGCUGAAGACUUCUUUGACGCAUUGAUGGUUGUUCAUGAAAGUUGUAAAGAGGGUACUUUUCAAGUUACAGAAUACCUGCUUCAUCAAAUUGGGAAGUUAGCCUCUGAUCUCCGGAUUAACAUUCUAAUUCAAAAAGAGGCAGUGAGGAAGCUUAAUAUGAUAUUACGAAUGAUCCCGUUGGAAUUGAAGAAAGAGAAAAAAAUCUUGUCAUCACAACAGGCAUCAAAUGUCAUGAAUGAUUUGGCUAGUCGAAUCCUCAAAGGAGGAGAUUAUGAUCUCCAGGUGGCUUUGAUGGAGGCUUUGUGUAGAAUGACUUCUCGUGCCCAGCGAAGGGAGUUGGCUGAUCAGUGGUUCGGCAUGGAAUUUGUUGCCUCUGCAUUCACCAAGAUUCAGGACUCAGAGUUUGAGACUGAUUGCAGAAAAUUUUUGAAUCUAGUCAAUGGAAUACAGGGUGAUGAUCGAAGUGUUUACUCCUAUCCUUGUCUUAAGGUGUUUUUGGACAAGCAUGCGUUGCUCAUGCCUGUGGAUGAGAAUCUCAAUGAGUUCUGGAUUGACUUCAAUCUAGGAAGCCAGAGCAUCUCCUUCUAUUGUUGUUUUGCUGAUGAUGAGGAAAGCCAGUGGGACACUCUUUGCAUAACAGAAAAUGAAGUCCACAGUUACACAGUGGAAGAAGAGGAAGGUAUUAAAGUGCUGCAGCUGGCUUUAACUGAGCCAGUGUGUCUGAGCAGUAUUCAGGGCACCAGACUCAACAUUCACUUCAGUUCUUCCUUAGACAUCCUGAACACCACAAAGAAGGUCUAUGGGGAAAACAAGAAUAAAAGGUUUAUUGGAAAGACCACCACAUCUGUGGUAAAAACUGCUGUUCAAAUAAUUUUGGAUGAAGGAGGCUCACAGGUUCUUUUUCCGGAGAGUCAGGGCUCAUCUCAGCACUUGGAAAAAAAUGUACCAUCUUCAGUGAGGAGUGACACUCAAUUGCUGACAUCCCAUGAGAAAAAUUCCAGAAACAUCAACCAGCAGAUGAUGACCCCAUUGAUGAACAAAGUGUCAGAGUCAUGUAUGUACAUCUCUGGCAGUGCGGGACGUAAACUUGGCAGAAGCCCAUUUAGCUGUGUGUUGCCUGCAUCCGCUUCAGGGAAGUCAAAGAUGAAACCUGCUCUAGAGAUGGUGGGCCCAGAUAUAAAACACGGCCGGGAAGGUCAACAAGUGACGGAAAAAUACCGCCGACAUAUUCCUGUAGAGAAAGUUUUGGAAAUGGUGCAGACUGACCAAGAGCCCCAAGAAGAGCCUUUGGAUAACAGCAUAGUUCUAGACACUCAGCCAGCUGUGUGGAGGGAAACCUCUAUAUUUUCAAGUCCUAGCUGCCUUAACAGGAAGAGAGUUUCUGUGUCUGGUUCAUUAUUUCCAUGUCAACAUCCUUCACAUCAGUCCAAAUCAGAGCCACCACAGCAGUCACUGCCAGCCCAGAGGAGCUCUGGUGGACUGAGCCACAAAGAGCUACAUGCUCAGCUAACUCAAAGACUGGAGCAGGUGCUGAGAGAGCGUGAGCAGCAAGAGCAAAACCCCCCAGAGAUUAGAGCUGCUGAAAAAGAGACUGGACUUGUGAAAAAGCCACAGGGACCAACCCCAACUGAACAGAGUGGAUGGGCUAAGGGCAGUGGGGCUGACAGAAGCAACAAUACGAAGACAAAGAAAGCAGCCGAAAGCAUGGUGAAGCAAAUCAAAAACCAUUACAAUCAGACUGGCUUUAGAACAGUAGCACAGGAGCAGGUUUCCUGGUUUAACACUGUACCAACUAACAGAUACUCUUUCAACAAGAGCUGGUGUCCAAGUUCAGUUGCCAGGAUUUCUGCUCAUACACAUGACCUUUUAAAGCCAUCAUCAGCAUAUGAGUCUAAGGGAGCAUCAAAUCAGAAUAAGGACGUAUAUGCAUUUGGUCUAGAUGCUCCAGAACUCAGUAAGAAAAAAAGUAGGAAGUCCUCUGAAAUGUCUGGAAUGAACAGCAGCAGUUCCCUCACUCUUUCCAGCACCUCUAAGAAGUGUCUUCCUGUCAAGCUUGCAGGUCGUCAUGUGAAGAAGCAUCUGUUCAGUGACACUGAUACCGACAUGACUGAAACUAGCUGGCUUAACUCAGCCAACAGGAGACCUAAGCCUAAAUUGGCGGACUACACAAGAAAGCCGGUUAAAUCCACUCAUCCUCCUUCAAACAUCACAUUUGAAACUUCAAAAAUGGACAUUCCCUCAACAAAGUCGGCAAAAGCGUUGUCUAAAAUGAAGAGGAAAAGGCAGAAAAAGGUGGUUGAAGAAAAGCGUAAGACAAGCAAGGAUGUUGCUAGCCCAAAACCCACAGACAGACCCCGAAGAGCCACAGUUUUUAACAAAUCCUACAGAGAUUUGUCUGACUCUCAGAGUGAGUCAGAAACCAAUGAACCACCUCCAGCAAAGAAGUUUAUCGCCAAACAAACAGAAAAGUCUCAGAGGAUGGCUUCAGUUCAGAACAGGGCUGCUACAGUUGAACCACCUAUCAAAAAAAACUGUAAACUCAGGUCAAGGACAGUCCCUAAAUCUUUAAAUGAAGAACAGGAAAAAGAAUUUUCUAACCAUGAAAAAUCAACACAUAAGGAGAUAAUUACAACAGUUCUGGGGUCAACCAAAGGACAGGAAAGUGUGUUUCCCCCUAAACCUCCUUCUUCUCAUGCCCCUUCUCUUCCCUCUAACACAGCGGCAAUAACAAGUACAGCCAUACUGAGAUCAGCUCUUGGUCCAGUGGUUCCUCUGUGUAAGCAACCACAGACACCUCAGGUGCUUCAGUCUUCCUCUGUCCAAGGCAUAGUACAAGAACGAAAUAAAGAUAUCCAUUCGGACCAAACUGAUAAGGAGAAUAAACAACCAGGAAAAUACAGUACCCAUUCAGUAAUGGGUAGCAAGCUAAUGGAGAAGAAAGAGGUCAGUGAAGUCUUGGGUUUUAAACAGUCACUAAACAAGAAGAAAGUGCUUUCUUCCACAUCGACAAAACAAAGUUGGGCUUCCAAACGCACAGAUUUCUACUGUUCGCCAUUCUCCAUUGAGAAGAUGAGAUCUGCAGAGACGAAUGCAUCUGUACUUCAAUCUCCUUCAACACCACCCCAACCUUUGUGCAUCUCUCCUGUUGGUGCCCCUCCUUUGGGGUUGCCUAGUCAUCUCAGAGGGAUCCAAGCAUCUUCUUUCUAUAGGACUCCAGGAGGACUGGAUAGUGCCUCAUGUUUUCCUCACUCUUUUGUAACCCCAGUUCUUCAGAGGCAGACUGCUCAAGAGAGUUCUAGGCAGCCAUUUGUUCCCCCGCUUAUUGCCUCUACUGGUAGGGAGAAAAGUUCUUCCCUGCUCAACUCUCCAGCUCUAGAAGAAGAACUUAAGGGCUUUCUAAACAGCACCAGUCAAGGUGCCCUUCAGGCAUCGUUUGACAAAGAUUCUAUCUCUUUGAUGACAUUAAGCCAAUCAUCACACACAUCUGUGAAAAAUAUGUCUGUAAUCUGCACUGAACUUGAGAAAACACCUGAAUCUGAUCAGGGAGGCAGUGUUGAAAAGGCAGAAUCAGGUCCAGCAACCACUCGCUCUUGGCACAGCUCAUGCAGUUGCACAAGUCUGUCUGAAGGAGAUGAAAGUGAAGAUGAAGACAAGACAACUAAAACUGGGCCCAGUGAACUCGCUGUUAGAAUGAAGCCAAGAAAGUUGUUUAAACCUAAUACCACGAAAAAAGGCUCUAAACAACCCAUACAAGUUGGCAGCAUUGCAGAGGAGAAGGAACCAGUUACUGAAGAUAUGAGAAUGCGGUCCACAGUGGUGUCGAGCUGUUGGGAGGCCAGUGUGAAGGGAGAUAUGGAUCUUGUACAUUCUGAAGUGAGCACAUCUCAGGAGAUGGGCUAUGUCUGCCGCCAAUUCAGCUCUGAGUUAAAGAGAAAAUUUGAGAACCGUUUAAGGAGAAUGGACCACUUCACCAAACAGUCUUUAAAGACCUGCAAGCAACAUGUUUCCACUUUAACCAUGAAAGUACAACAGUACAGGUCUCAGAGACUGGAGACAGUUAAACGAGUUCUGAUGGAGGAAAUUAAAAACAUGGAACAAGAUGAAACAUCUCUGAAGAACAUGGAAGCAGAGCUGACUGCUUACUGGAAGAAGCAAGCUCUGGCUUUCCAUUCUUACCAGGAAAGAGAAACACAAAGGCUAAAUAAUUUAAAAAGCACAAUUGAAACAAACGCAUGCCGAAACCUGGACUAUGAGGAGCAGAUCUUUUUUUCACAGAUGCAUUUGAUGAAGAAAGACAUGAAAUCUGUGCAGGAUCACUUAUGCAGACAGAUGCAUGAGAAUGAGUUGCAAAGUGUACGUAGAGGACUACAGACUUUGUUCCUUUCUGACGUCCCUGUGUUUUUACCGUAGAAGCCAACAGAAGGAUUUGGUUACAAGUAAUGUUUAAGAUGUUUAAAUACAUGUUCUUAUUUCUCAGCAGUUUAGGUUUAAUAUAAUUUGGAAUUGCUAAGUCAUUUAAAAUGUUAAGUAUUUAUUGUUUUCAAUUUGUAUCUUAUUUGUUACGUUCCUGUUGGACAGAGUUGUGGUUUUAACACAGUGAUUUUAAAUACGAAUAAUGAAUAGCUGUAACAAAAAAAAAAAUCGUAUGAAAGAAACAGUUGUAAAAACAUAUAAAAUGUAAAAAAAAAUUUAUUUGUGAAUAAACCCUUGACACUUACAUUCAGUCCCCAAAUUUAUGUUUACUUGUCAGAUACUAAAUAAAACAACAAAACAUAUAUUCACAGCAGUAACGCAUGACAGGAAUGGGAAGUUGUCCUUUUACACUACAGAUCAAAAAUGUUUUAGCUAGUGCCUUUGGUGUAAUCUCCAUCUUAUUAUUUUUAUCAAUACCUAAUGUCAUUACUACAACACUGCAGUAUGAACAAUGAGUUCAUAGGAUG